Messenger RNA from Chenopodium quinoa (quinoa), 444 nucleotides. Its product is annotated as la-related protein 1-like. NCBI's taxonomy places the organism in Eukaryota, Viridiplantae, Streptophyta, Magnoliopsida, Caryophyllales, Amaranthaceae. Bases 1 to 444 code for a protein of 147 amino acids. Gene Ontology annotation, molecular function: zinc ion binding; nucleic acid binding. The transcript has a single exon. The record is from RefSeq and is a predicted model, not a curated record.
AUGAAAAAUCAUGAAUCACGCCCAACUGGCUCUACUCCAUUCCCUAAAGCGAAUGUGACAUCCCAUAGUGGGAAAGGGCAAAAGGCUAGAGAUCACGCCAGCAAUCGUUGUCGAGGUCGUGGUCGCGGCCGCGGACGCGGACAUGAUCGUGGUCGAGGUGGUCAUUUUAGGAACUCAUACUCUCACCAGAAUUGGGACAAUAAAGAUGGAAAUAAGAAUGAGAAGGAUAAAUAUGAAAAUAUAUGCUACCGUUGUGGAGGAAAAGGCCAUUGGUCUCGUGUGUGUCGUACACCAAAACAUCUAGUAGACCUUUAUCAACAAUCAAUCAAACAGAAAGGAAAGAAAGUGGAAACAAAUUUGGUGUACGAGGAUGGCGAAGGUGAUUUUGAUUACGGUGAUACAACUCACCUGGAAGCGGCUGAUUUCGCAUAUUUCAUAAUUUAA